GUGUUUUUAAGAGUGGCAUGACCGAAAAUCAAAAUAUUAACCACCAGGGCAGCUGCCAUGAGGACGAAGAUCGGGAAGAGUUCGAAAAGCGAAGAAUGGGCCAGGCAGCACUCCAGAACCGGGCGCUAGCGAGACUGGCAGUGGCCCUCACAGCGUUUGAAGAAGAGGACGACAGCACCAUCAUCGGCGGUGUGGAGGAAACAACUGAAAUUAGCGGUGGAGCAGCAGCUGCAGCUGCUUCUAAACAAAAAAGGAUCUCCG
Molecule: messenger RNA, 261 nt
Organism: Amoebophrya sp. A120
Lineage: Eukaryota; Dinophyceae; Syndiniales; Amoebophryaceae
Source: the annotation of a GenBank genome assembly